UUGGCGCCAUUACUGUUGCGAACAUUUCGCACAAAUUAGCACCAUGAAGAAAGUUUUUACAGCGGAACAGAUAUCGGACUGGUUCACAUCAGGGGCCAGUUCGUUUGUAGAAGUUAAAAUCACAAACGAAGUGCCUGAAAGAAAGCUAGAAGAAGAAACAUGCCACAACAGGUGAGAAACUUUAGCCAUUCCUGUAACGGUGGAAUGUGCCUGAAAAAGUGCUGAUUUUCUCUCUUUGGCUUUCAAUUUUGAAUCCUCAGAGUCUUCUGCGCCUCCACUACCCAGCUAUGAGUACCCCAACCUGCCCAUAACCAAAAACAAAGAAGAGUUGGUUUCCCUUAUCGAAAACAACUCUGUAGUGGUUGUUCGAGGAGCCACAGGCAGUGGCAAGACCACUCUGCUACCCCAGUUCAUUUUGGACCACUACAAUGAGAAAAACACACCAUGCAACAUUGUGGUUACUCAACCACGCAAAAUUGGUGCUACCAGCAUUGCUCGGUGGGUUGCUGUACAAAGGAAGUGCACCCUGGGUAGUCUGGUCGGCUAUCAGGUUUCAUUGGAGAAGAUGGCGACUGAACACACCCGGCUCAUCUACAUGACCACAGGAGUCCUUUUACAAAAAUUGGUUGCGUCCAAAUGCCUCACUGAGUACUCUCACAUUUUCAUUGAUGAGGUUCAUGAGCGAUCUGAGGAGAUGGACUUUGUCCUCCUUGUUUUGAGGAAGCUGCUUCAUACCAACUCUCGUUAUGUCAAGAUCAUUUUAAUGUCAGCCACGAUUAACUGCAGAGAGUUUGCUGAGUACUUUGGCACUCUUAUUCACGGCAAGAUGUACCCUGCCUACGUGUUUCAAGUGGAGGGGUCACCCUACCCCAUAGAGGAGUUUUACCUGGAUGACCUCAAACACUUCUUUCCAUUCAGGGUUCCAUUGGCUCAUUCCAGUGAGCCUCACAUCUCAGUGGAGAUGUACAAUCUUGCCAUCAGUCUCAUCCAGAACUUUGAUGAGUUAGAGGGCAAAGAUGCCAGCAAGGAAAUAAAAGAGGGUGGCGCAACUUCACAAAGAGGUAGUGUGCUGGUUUUCCUUCCUGGUUUACAUGAGAUACUCUACAUGAAAGAGGCUCUGGGCAAGCUGUUCCACAAAAGAUUACAGGUCUAUCCUCUCCAUUCCACUGUGACUGUGGAGGAACAAAAUGGUGUGUUUUUCUCACCUGUCCCUGGAUACAGGAAGGUCAUCCUCUCCACCAACAUCGCAGAGAGUUCAGUCACUGUUCCUGACGUCAAAUACGUCAUUGACUUCUGUCUGGCCCGUCACUUGGUCUGUGACAGAGAUACCAAUUACCAGUCUCUACAGCUCACCUGGGCAUCUAAGACCAACUGCAACCAGCGUAGAGGUCGGGCAGGGCGAGUGUCAAAGAGCUUCUGUUAUCGCCUUGUUACGAAAGAAUUUUGGAUGAAUUAUAUCCCAGAAUACAUGACACCUGAGAUGCUGAGUGCACCCUUGUCUACUGUCAUGCUGAAGGUGAAGCAGCUGGAUAUGGGGGAUCCCCGUGCCCUUCUCUCCACAGCCCUGUCACCCCCCAACCUCAAUGACAUUGUGAGGACUGUACUUCAACUCAAAGAGAUGGGUGCUCUGUCUGCCAAAAGUGCUGGCAGGGGUCACAAUGAGGAUGGCAAAAUGACAUUUCUGGGCCGAGUGCUGGCCCAUUUGCCUGUGGACUUGUACCUGGGGAAGUUGAUUGUUCUGGGCCACGUCUUUGGCUGUCUGGAUGAGUGCCUCAUCAUUGCUGCCUCACACUCCCUGAAAAGUUUCUUUGCAAUACCAUCCAUGCAACAACUUGCCGGCCACAGGAGCAAGUUGGCUUUCACCCAUGGCACCCCAAGUGAUGCUAUAGCAUUUGUCAAUGCCUUCAAGGCAUGGUACUUGCAAAAGAAGGGAGAACUGCGAUAUCCAAAGACUGAGCUGGACUGGGGGAAGGAAAACUUCAUCCAGAUCAGAAGGAUCAAGGAGGUUGCAGAGCUCUAUGAGGACCUGAAGAAACGUGUGUCCCAAUUCAACAUGCAUGUGUCUGAGUACAAUCAACCCUUGGACUACACCAGUCUGCACCAACAGAAGUUCAUUCUACAGGUUGCUAUUGCUGGUGCCUACUACCCCAAUUACUUUGCUCAGGGAGAACUGUACGAAGACAUGGUUUCCAAAGAGCUGAGUGGCUAUGACCCCAGAACAACAGUGAUGUUGAGGAGCCUCCCGCCGUACAGUUUCCUGUACUACAAACAGCUGCAGUCUAUGUUCCGCCUGUGUGGACAGAUCAAAGCCAUUUACUUUGAGAGCUCCAGAGCAUACCUGGAGUUCCACAGGGCAUCCCAGUCCCUAGGAGUCCUCCCUGAGGUGUCUCUUGCCCUCCUUCUGGGACAACAGAAUGUUCCCUUGGAGUUGUCUGUGUACCCCGUGGAACAAGUGGAAGCCAGUGCUGGCAACAGAACAAUCACUCACCUGAAAUACACACGGGUGAAUGUUGACUUCGAGACUCAGUCUGUCUCCCCGGUGGGAGUGGGGAGCAGGACCAUUGAACCAGACAGUCUCCCCCCAAAUCGCUUGUUUGUGGUUAACAUUACAGAGGUGAUAGAUGUUGGCCACUUUUGGGGUUUCCUAGCAGAUGAAGCUAGCUUAAAAAAACAGCGGCAUCUGACAGCAGAGAUUAACAUGCGUGAACUGCAGCCUGUCGCUGUGUCACUGUUUCCCAACCUGCUGUGCCUUGCGCCUUACUGCGAGAGCAAUGAGGAGAGCUUGUACUAUCGUGCCAGGAUCCUGUCCAUGCAUGGCAAAACAGCACAGGUGUUCUUCUCGGACUUUGGCAACACAGCAUCAGUGCCCUUCAGCAGCCUCCGAGAGCUUCCUGCUGACCUUCACUCGCACCUGUUCCAGGCACAGGAAUUCCAAGUAAUUUGCAUGCGCCCUUCAGCUCAGUCUAUGAUCCUGGGCAAUCAGUGGAGCACUCGUGCCCGUGACCGCUUCACCACAAUGGUGAUGGGCCGUUCACUCAUUGCGUCGCUGUAUUCCAUCCUCCAUGACAUCAUGCGCGUGCAGCUGCUCAUGGACUCAGAGAUGGGAAACACUAGUGUGGCAGACAUCUUGGUGGAGGAAGGACAUGCUGUCAUUGCUGAAGAGAGCCAUGAUUCCAAGCAAAACCACGAGGUGCUGAUGUCUGUGUAUGACGAUAUUGAGAAGGGCACAUAUAUUCCCGCUACUACCAGCAACUCCUGGAACGAUCAGAAAAAAGAGGAGAAGCAGCUCAUGGAUGAACUGCUCACCCACUUUUCCAAGAAUCCCAGGUCUUACGCAAAGACAAAGGUUCGAGUGCAUGGACCAGUCACUCCCCAUAAAGUCAUGUUCCAAACCAUGAGUCACAGGACCUUCUGCAAGCAGGUGAUGGUUGAAAAGGGCAGCAUCAACUCCUUUGCUCUGAAUGAAAACCCUCAAUUGAAGCAUCAGAGGAUGCUGGUGGCUGGGUCUGUGUCAGUCAACACCACAGGUUCACGUAUUCUGCUGAGCAAUACCACCUGGAUGCCAGACAUCCCUGGACUUCCUGCGCUCAUCACCAUGCUUUUCACCCCGGUCAUGGAGCUGCGAACCAAUGAAGAGAAGACUUGUUACACCGGUGCCGUCUGUGGCUUAGGGUGGGAUAAUCACACUAAAGAAGAGGGCAUUCUACCCGAGCGUGACAUAGAACUCACCUUUGAUGUUAAAGUUGAUGUUGAGGACAUCACUGAGAUUAAUGCUUUGCGAGUGGCUAUAAACCAUCUGGUGAGUGAAGGAUCCAGCGGCACUCUGCAUCUGGGGUCUGAUCAGAUUUGCCGCCUGCAGGAUGACUGUCGAGAACGGCUCAUAAGAUUGUUUACCAAGUCUCCAUCCAGGGAAGCUGUCACUCCAGAGUACUAUGGGAAAUCAGGCACAUGGAACCAGGUUGAUCCUUCUGUGAAGAUGGACAUUGUUCAGCCUGAAAGCACAAAGAUCAGGAACGUCCUCUUCCAGCUUCAUCCGGUCACUCUCUUAAACAACUGAAAGGCCAGACUUAACCCUUGCAUGUGUUUAGAAAUAUAACUGUUUAUUAUGGUUAACUACUAUUACCAGUUUGUUCAUAUUUGAAGUGGUUUGUUUCAAAAAAGUAGUUUUAAGUUCAAACUGAUAUGUCUCUUAAAGAACUGAAAAGCCAAAGUAAGUCUUGCAUUUGUUUGGAAAUUGAACUGUUUAUCAUGGUUAACUACGAUUACUAGUAUAAGUUUGAACUGAGCAGGUUUGUUUUGAGGAAAGCCAUUUUAAGUUAAUUUGGGCUGUAGCUUUUAGCUCCUCAACAGAAUGAGUGAUCUCUUUUGCUUUUAGGCAUUCCUGGAUACAUUUAUGUUUGUUUAUAAAUGCCAGUGUUGGUUGGUUUCUGUAAUUGUUGUAUCAGUGGGCAUUAAAAAUAGUUGUUUGCAACAUAUGAGGCUUGUCGGUCUCCAUUCAGACGUAGGAUCAGCCUCACUGUGAGUCAAGUUAAAUUUGCCGUCUGAAUGCACACACAUACAACACUCCUCCUACAAGAUGUAUCUGUGCUGGAACGCUUUGACUUGUAUUUAUAGCAUAUGUUCUCCCUUCCAAGUUUUCCUCUGUAGUGCAAAUGCUGCUCACCCCUAAGAAGUGUCAUCACCUCCAACACAGCUUCAUGUGGGUGAGGGUCACAAUUUUUAGUCUCUUUCUGAAUGUGAAAUAACGAGUAAAAUAGCUGAAGACAGGUAUACAUCAAGGUACAUUUAUUUUCUUAUGCAUGUAAUUAAAUACAUACUGUUAAGUGCAAAUAUUUAAAGAGUCCAGGGUCUAAAGAACUACAGAGUAUAGCUGAACAUAGUACAAAGUUGGACAGUAAUUCAAACAAGCUAAAUAUCACCAGAUACUCCUUGUCUUCAUAGUAGUUGUACAACAGUACCUAAAACAUGAGCAAGUGUGUUGUUCCUUAUGGUCGUACAAAAGCAAAAACUCUACAAUUACCACAUCAAGGACGCAUAUUAUUAAAUUAUUUUGUGCUCAGAAAAACCAAAAGGAAA
Thalassophryne amazonica is the source of this 5076-nucleotide messenger RNA. It is a transcript of the gene tdrd9, whose product is annotated as tudor domain containing 9. The record is from RefSeq and is a predicted model, not a curated record. Gene Ontology annotation, molecular function: ATP binding; RNA binding. Lineage: Eukaryota; Metazoa; Chordata; Actinopteri; Batrachoidiformes; Batrachoididae. Gene Ontology annotation, cellular component: intracellular anatomical structure.